AUGCAAGUCUCUGCUGCUCCCACUACAACUUCUGCUUCCCUGAAAGCUCGCAGUAAUCAUAAAUUAGAAGCUCGCUCUUCCAAAUCUGGUGAUGCCACAUAUUACUCAGUUGGUCUAGGCUCUUGCGGUCACACCAACUCUGACAGCGAAAUGGUGGCUGCGCUCUCUUCAAAAUUAAUGGGUUCCGGCUCGAAAGGCUCAUACUGUGGCGAGUCAAUUACUGUUGAAAGCGAAUCUGGUAAAUCAGUAACUGUCAAAGUGGUCGAUACAUGCCCAAGCUGUGGUGAAGGUGAUGUCGAUCUCAGCCCUUCUGCCUUUAAAAAACUCGGAAGUCUUGAUUUAGGUGUCAUUCCUAUCACUUGGUCACUCUAA
Messenger RNA from Mycotypha africana, 372 nucleotides. Its product is annotated as RlpA-like double-psi beta-barrel-protein domain-containing protein-containing protein. The transcript has a single exon. Bases 1 to 372 code for a protein of 123 amino acids. The record is from RefSeq and is a predicted model, not a curated record. Lineage: Eukaryota; Fungi; Mucoromycota; Mucoromycetes; Mucorales; Mycotyphaceae.